AUGCGUUUCACUUGGUUUCUUACCUCGGCACUAGCCGCCAUCGUCACCGCGGAAGAAUCAACCAUAAUCAACUAUUUCGGCGGUGGAAUGCAAUGGGCUCAUGAAAUUCAACUCCACCCAUGGACUAGCACAGCUGCCAGCGUAGCUGGGAUCAAUGCCAUUGCCACAACCUACGAAAUCAAAUGCCUGAGCGAUGCGCCCAAGUCUGAUUGCGAGAUCGCUACGCCCUGGACCAUGAUCCAGGGCCCCAAAACAUACAGCCUCACGGGUGUGUAUACCGUGUCGGGAUCAGGAACGGUCAAUGCUGUGACUGGAACCCAAAAAUUUGAUUGCACGUUUGCCAAGGCCACCGAGUCUCCUUCCUGUUCGUUCAGCGCAAAGGCCACCGGCACCACUGCAGGUGUUUCGUACUCUACCUCCACUUCCACCUCCACCAAAAACCUGCCGACCAAGUCCUACACCUCCUACGGAAUCGAUGUCACAGGGGGACUAGCUUCUUUCACUGCCAGUCAAGCAACUCAUACUCCCAAUGGAGGAGCUGCCAUGGUUACUGCUGCGCCAAUGGGGGCGGUUGCUGUCGUGGCGAUUGCUGCUAUGCUCUAG
Messenger RNA from Penicillium digitatum Pd1, 603 nucleotides. RefSeq lists its product as uncharacterized. The record is from RefSeq and is a predicted model, not a curated record. NCBI's taxonomy places the organism in Eukaryota, Fungi, Ascomycota, Eurotiomycetes, Eurotiales, Aspergillaceae.